Messenger RNA from Meyerozyma guilliermondii ATCC 6260, 999 nucleotides. It is a transcript of the gene SRP40, whose product is annotated as Srp40p. The record is from RefSeq and is a predicted model, not a curated record. Bases 1 to 999 code for a protein of 332 amino acids. NCBI's taxonomy places the organism in Eukaryota, Fungi, Ascomycota, Pichiomycetes, Serinales, Debaryomycetaceae. The transcript has a single exon.
AUGGAAAGCUCAUCGCAUUGCAACAUGUCUCAGGAGCUCGUAUUGAGUGCCAUUUCGGCGUACUUGAAGAACCAAGAAAACUUGCAGUCGUUGAGCAAGGCUUUUGAUAAGGAAGUAAAGAAAGCAGGCUUGAAAUUGCUCGACCAUGACGGCGACUUGAACGCAUUAUUGGCAGCAGCUGACGAAGGUUCAUCGGUUGAAUCAAGUGAGUCCAGUGACGAUUCUGGGUCAUCUGACGACUCUGGCUCAGAAUCAGAUUCCGACUCAGAUUCGAGUUCCGACUCCGACUCCGACUCAAGUGAUUCUUCUGAUUCUGAUUCUGACUCGAGUUCCGACUCAGACUCCAACUCUAGUUCUGAUUCAGGCUCCGACUCUAGUUCUGACAGUUCUGAUUCUGACUCCGACUCUAGCUCUGACAGUUCUGAUUCUGACUCAGAUUCUAGCUCGGACUCCGACUCCAGCUCCGACUCCAGCUCCGACUCAGACUCAGACUUAGACUCCGAUUCCGACUCCGACUCUAGUUCAGACUCAAGCUCCAGUUCGAGUUCAAGCUCCAGUUCGGAUUCUAGCUCAGACUCAGACUCGGAUUCGAGUUCCAGUUCAGACUCAGACUCAGACUCCUCAGCCAACCCCCGCCAACCCACAAAGCGCCCAGCAGACGACUCCCCCGCCUCCAACAAAAGAACCAAGACAGACUCGUCUCAAACAGAAUCCAUAGAAUCUUCGGGCUCCGUUUCUCCAGUUCCAGAAGAGACUCUCAAACCAGGCCAACGCAAGCAUUUUUCUCGUAUAGACAGAUCCAAAGUGUCGUUUGAAGACUCUACUCUUCAGGACAACACAUACAAGGGAGCAGCAGGAACAUGGGGCGAAAUGGCUAGUGAAAAGCUUCUCCAAGUUCGUGGAAAAGAUUUCACCAAAAAUAAGAACAAGAUGAAAAGAGGUUCUUACCGCGGAGGGUCCAUCACAUUGAACUCCGGAUCUUAUAAAUUCAAAGAUUGA